Molecule: messenger RNA, 849 nt
Organism: Lachnellula hyalina
Lineage: Eukaryota; Fungi; Ascomycota; Leotiomycetes; Helotiales; Lachnaceae
Exons: 2
Coding region: 1-849 (282 amino acids)
Source: RefSeq, a predicted model, not a curated record
AUGGACUCCAUGAGAAGUUUGAACACCUCCCUUCCUGGUGCCGGUACCUCACCUGCAAAACAACAGACCGUCGAACCCCCUGGAAACCUUAUUCAAGCCUUCAGAGCAGCUGCUCUCUCCAUCACGACACUCUACAAAACCGCCGCGGACGAUCUGGGAAAGUCUAGAGCAGAAGGCUACCAGGACGCCCUGGACGAUCUUCUUACCUUCUUGGAUAAGCAGGAUAUUGGCCUUAGUGAUGGGGAGGGAUGGAGGAUUCGGCAAUGGGCAACGGAAAGGCUGGACGGACGAGAUUCGGUUUCUCAACACGCAGAAAGUGACGAUGAGGCGGUCGAAAAGGCUGAAGGAGCAUCAUCAUCCCCUGUUCUUCAAAGGUCUCAGAGUGACACUAGAGUGAACACAAAUCCACAACCUACUCGAACAGCAUCUCCCAUGCGGACAGAAUCAUCAGGUCCACCUACAGCAGCUCCAACUCCUGCAGAGGUCCCAGCUCCAAGUAUGCCUCAACAAGGAGCAUUCACAUUUCGAGCUUCACAACAAUACCCACAAGAUGCCGACAUUGUGCUAUCCGACCUCAAUAUAACAGACAACACUCGUUCACAAAGUCACGGUCCCACGCAUUCUUCGAACAAUCCGGGUAUUACGAUCUCACGACCUUCACGAACGGCCUCGAGACACAGUAACCAUUCUGCACGACUCGGUCCCAGGGUUCCAAGUGCCGUAACUAGAACUAUGGCAAAGACGGUUCCGGUGGGGGUGGAAAGCGUGGGAGAUUUGCAUGAAUGGUUGACGGUUUCUGCGAUGAUUAUGAUACCCAAAGCUGCUUGGCCGCUUGGCUAUGUGCAGUAA